Molecule: messenger RNA, 1340 nt
Organism: Chrysoperla carnea
Lineage: Eukaryota; Metazoa; Arthropoda; Insecta; Neuroptera; Chrysopidae
Exons: 2
Coding region: 57-1046 (329 amino acids)
Source: RefSeq, a predicted model, not a curated record
UUGGGUUUUGGUAGUUUUAUUUGAUUUAAAUAUUGUGCAUACCUAUCAUCGUGGUAAUGUCAUUCAAGUGGCAAGAUAAACACAUGGAACUAUUUCUAGAAACUUACCAGCGGUAUGAGUGCUUGUGGAAUAAUAAAUGCAGUGAUUACAGCAAAACUAACCUACGGGAAAAAGCGUACUCCUCAAUGCUGGCCGAUUUAAAUUUGCCUGGAUUAACUGUACUCGACAUCAAGGCAAAAAUAAAAACUAUUAGAACACGUUAUGGGGCAGAACUUUGCAAGAUAAAAAAUUCAGAAAGAAGUGGAGCUAGUGCUGAUGACGUUUAUGAGCCCCGACUAUUCUGGUUUAAACUUGCAGACGUGUUUCUACGCAACAUAUGCACUCCAAAAGCCAGUUCUUCAAACUUGAAGGAGUUAGAAUCGACGAUAAAGGGCAUUUCUGGAAAAGCAACCGAUGAUAGCCAACAUUUGGGACAACAUGAACAGGAAACUGAGCAAACAGCACACAUUCAGGACACUGAGGCAACAUCUCCAAAUAUGAUUGCAACGUCUUCGGCGGAAAUUAGGAAUACUCCAAAAAACACAAAGGGGAGUAAACGUUCCCUCAGUACUACCGUUUCAGGGGUUCAGGACGCAAUAAAACAAUUGAAGACACUAUCGGAAGAAAAUAAGCAGGAUCUGAACGAAUUCGACGUGUUUUGUGAAAGCCUUGCUAUACAGUUGAAAAAAAUGCCCUUAGAUAGGGCUCUUAUCUGUCAAGGACAGCUACAGAAAGUGAUGACACAAGAACGACUCUUCCAACUCACAUCACAUCCUCAGUCUCACUCAUCCAUGUCGUCCAGGUCACCUGCUGAUUAUCAACAGUCGAUAGCAACUUCAGGCCGGUACUCUGCGAUGUCAUCAACGCAAAGCAGCACACAUUCACGGCAGUCACAAAACGAUUACUACCAAUCUACCGAAAAAGAUGACGAUUAUGAAAACAGUGAUGUUUUGUCCGAUGCCAUUUCUUCAGCGGGAAUAAUAGUUGAUGAUUUAAUGGAUUUAUAAUAAAUUAUCUUACGUUAUUUUAUAGAAAUAAAAAAUAUUUUCAAAAUUACUUGAAACUUUGUAUACUAUAAACUUUUUAUUCUACCGGCAGACAGCUUUUGCUAUUGCUGGUAUUAAAUACUUUUUCUCCUACUGUUUUAAAGUUCAAUUAUUGUUUUUUUUUUUUAAGUAAUGUUCUUCUUUUUCUUUUUUUGUACCCCAUCUAUUUCUUAUGUAAAUAAAGUAUGUGUUUCAUUCAUUCAUUCAACUUUUUAUUCUGUUAACCUAUGAAUUAAUUAAACUACAAGAUAUUAA